AUGUCUUCUACCGGCAACCAUCUGCUCGUCUUCGGAGCAUCAGGUGUCUCUGGAUGGGCCUGCGUGAACGAGGCGCUAUCAUACCCAACGAAGUCGACUUUCGAAAAAGUAACAGGCCUGACGAAUCGUCCACUGUCUCUUGAAGAUUCCAAUCUACCAAAGGACUCCCGCCUACAACUCGUCUCAGGUGUCGAUCUAACAGCCUCCGUCGACAAUGUCGUGGCCUCCAUGAAGCAGAAGAUCUCCGGCAUCGACACCGUCACCCACGUCAUCUUCACAGCUUAUAUCGAGAAGCCAGACUACGACAGCCUCCGAACCGUCAACACAAACCUCCUCCAAACCGCCAUCGGCGCCGUCGACCAGCUCGCGUCCAAGCUACAAUCCGUGGUACUCCAAACAGGUGGCAAAGCCUACGGCGUCGAGUUCAAAGACAAAGUCGACUUCCACCCGCCUCUCAAGGAGAGCUCGUCGCGAAUCCCAAAGCCAUGGUACGACAACAUCUUCUAUUACACCCAAUACGAUACCCUUAAGGACCUCAGCGCCUCCAGACCCUGGACCUUCUCCGAGAUCAGGCCAGAUGUCAUUGUUGGCUUCACUCCGGGCACGAACUUCAUGAACUGUGCGCAGGGUCUUGGGUUAUGGCUGUCGCUCGCUCGGGAAGUCCAGGGUGCUGGAGCGAAGAUCCCGUUCCCUGGUACGAAGGCGAGUUAUACCAACAAGCACACCGAUACUUUCCAGGAUGUUCUUGGUAAGAUGGACAUCUACGCCGCCGUCAAUCACGACAAGUGCGGUAAUGGCAACACCUUCAACUGCGCGGACGGCGCUGUGGUGACGUGGGCGGACAAAUGGCCGGGCAUCUGCUCGUACUUCGGUCUUGAGGGUGCGCCGCCCCGUGAGAGCCCGUAUGCGGUGGAGGAAUUCGUGAAGAAGCACUCGGAUACCUGGCGCCAGAUGGAGGAGAAGCAUGGGUUGAAGCGAGGCAUUUUUGACCAUUUCUCAUGGGGGUUCCUAUAUGGGGUGACGGUUGGAAGAGACUUCGACUGCCAGUAUGAUCUGAGCAAAGCUAGGUCGGUUGGAUUCGAGGAGACUGUCGAUACGGUGAAGGGGUAUACGACUGCUUUUGAGCGGAUGCGGCAGGCUAAGAUAAUUCCUUAG
Molecule: messenger RNA, 1155 nt
Organism: Saxophila tyrrhenica
Lineage: Eukaryota; Fungi; Ascomycota; Dothideomycetes; Mycosphaerellales; Extremaceae
Exons: 2
Coding region: 1-1155 (384 amino acids)
Source: RefSeq, a predicted model, not a curated record